AGCCAAACAUUGUCAACGUUGCAUUUUGCAAUAGCCUAGUCACAGUGUUAUAGAGCCCGUUAGUUUUUCAUCCAAAAGAGCCUUCAAUAGUUCCAUCGCCUCUCCGCUCCCAUUCGACGCUAUAUCAGUAUUAGAAUUACACAGAAAGCACUUUUCGCCUUGUCAACUCAUCCCGUUUGAUCUGCCAUCUCCCCUGCCCUCUGCCCUAUCUGCCCCCUCCCCCUCCUCCUCCUCCUCUUCCCAUCUUGUCACCUUCUCAUUCACUUCACCUUCCAAGUUCGCAUCUGCCCCACUCCUUACAGCGCUUAUCUAUCUCAUUGCACUUCCUUUGUCGCAAUUACAACUCCCCGGUUGCCGGACCAUGGAUGCCCACCAGCCGACGGACCCUGGCGCGUCUCUUUGGUAUAUCGGUAAUCAUCUUCCAACUCCUGAUCUUACGAUAAGCGGCCAGACCCUAGAAGAUGAGACCGCUCAAGGUGUAAGUCGCUAUUAUGCCCCACACUCUUGUCGACAGACCGCCAAUAUUGACCGAUCAAACUAGUAUGAUAUGAUCACCACAUUCAUAACCAAUACCAAUUUCCGUUCUCGCAUUAACCAGGUAUUAUUGAACGCUACAGCAGAGAAGAGAACACACAUGAGAAUCGAUUCCCUCGAUGCUGAAGAGGUCACAGUUCAUCCUGGUGAUCACAUAUCACAAGUUAUUGGCUUUGUUUCCCCGUGGUUGGAAUUUGACUCGGAUGAUCUACUUGUCUCUCACGUUUCAAAACAGGCUUUACUCUACGAACUUGAUUAUGCCGGCUUUUGCGGUAUUGGAAAUGUGGUGAUUUCUGGGCCUCGCAAGAAGGAAAAUGUCCCGCGGUUCGCGCAGAUCAUCAGUACAGCACUAUCCGCCAACGGCUAUGCCCACUUACUGAUCCUUUUACCUCUGGCCGAGAAACCCUCUUGUACGGCUGAGGGAGACGAGUAUGAUGAGUUUUCAGCUUGGGAUACGUGGAACACAAUCAGGACAGUAUGCAAGUACAAUCCUCGACUGUCUUUAGGUCUGCACCUCUCGAAUUAAAUUGUUUGUCCUAAUUGCUCACCAACCGCGCGCACAGCACUUCAAAUUCCGGCAGAAUUGCCUACCCUCCAUGUGAUCAAUCGUUGGUUUGCCGAGCCUAUACGCGUCGUGCUGCUAUCUUCUUCAACCUUUAGUCCCAAUCCAACAGGAUACCCUGCUCUUUCUAAGCUUCACCAGGCUCUAUUAACAAAAUAUACCAAGCAGCGCCCAACACCCUUUAUUCUGCUAUCGGAUCAGCGGGUGGUCGUUAAUGAGAAGGUUCGGUAUGAGCCAACAUCAUAUUUGGUUUAUAUAAGGCAUCUGCAAAAGAACCAGCCUCCACAAUCGACAGUGGAGAGAUAUAGUUCCGGCUAUCAAGACUACCUCCAAACACCGCUGCAACCAUUAUCUGAUAAUCUCGAGAGCAUCACGUAUGAGGUGUUCGAGAAGGAUCCAGUCAAGUAUGAUCAAUACGAAAAGGCCAUUAAAUUGGCGCUUGAUGCAAGAGAUGCUGCAAGUAGCACGUUAGUCGCCCCUUCUCUCAUACUUUUGGCCGAUUGGUCAUUUCGCGCCUUUCAGCUGUUUAAUAUUCAGUAUGUGAUCAUACCAAUGCUCCUUGUGGUAAUGUCCGUGUCUCACUCGGCGGCUAUGCGGGCUAUCAUGGCUUCCGUCCCUUUGCAUAUCAAUCUGCCGAACGCUGGGGCUUCAAGGAUUGCUUGCAUUUUCUACGCUGUUUCCCUGAUCGCCUUGUUUUCGCUCCCCCCGUGGUCUAGAUGAAAGGCUAAAAUUUGUGCUUCUGUUUCUCCCUCCAUGCAGCGUGGUGGCAGUAGUUGGCGCGGGUCGUGGGCCCCUUGUGUCCCGGGCGCUGCGAGCCGCCCAGGCUUCUGGCAGGGCGAUCAUGCUCUUUGCUAUCGAGAAGAAUCCAAACGCCUACGUGCACCUGCUUCGGCACAACCGGGACACGUGGAAUGGGCAGGUUACAGUGAUUAAGAGUGAUAUGCGGUCGUGGAAUCCACCUUUUGCUGUAGAUAUCCUAGUAUCAGAGCUACUUGGGAGUUUUGGCGACAACGAACUAAGUCCCGAGUGUCUGGACGGGGUGCAGAGGGUAUUGAAUCGUGAGUCACAAUUCCUUAAAUUCCUUGUGCAUCCCACUUCCCACUUCCCUCGCAGUGCCCCCUAUAUUUAGCCCCUCAUUCUUCACCUCCGCAGUGGGGGCGAGUCCAGUAACAAAAAAGGCGGGUAUCCUCACCGAGAAGCGGUAGUUUUUUUUCUUUCUUUUUUCCAUUUUCCCCUUUCUGAUUAUUUCGAGUUUCCUGAUUAAUUUAAAUAAAAUUUUCCGCAAUUUUUUCUCUCGAACCGAUGUUACGCUGAAUGCCUCGCUUACGCCAUGACCAGCAUCCGGAGGAAUAUCAAUCCCUGUCUCAUAUUCAGCCCAUUUUACACCAAUCAUGGCACCCAAAAUCCAUGCUGACAUAUCCUCACGGAAGAAUGAUUCCGAAGCGGCCGAGACGCCAUACGUUGUCAUGCUACAAUCGUUUGAGAUGCUUGCUGAACAGAAGUACAUUCACCGGGCUUGGGAAUUCACACACCCUUUACCGCCCAACGUUCUUAGCGACUCUGCCGCCCUCGGUGGAGGUCUCAUUGGGCUCGGCGAUGGAGGAAAUGAUCAUAAUGCGAGGAAGUGCAAGGCCACGUUCAAAGUGCCCAGGAGGGGUGUUGUGCAUGGGCUUGCGGGGUACUUUGAGAGUGUGUUGUACGGCGAUGUGGAGCUCAGCACGAGACCGGACACAAUCGAUAUGAAGUCCAAGGAUAUGAUCAGUUGGUUCCCAAUCUUUUUCCCAUUAAAGGUACGUAGCCUUAUCUUCUCCGUGGGCUUUGCCCGCCAUCGUCUCAGGGGCAUAGGCAAAGUAUAUUGCUUUGCGUCCGAUAGCGUCUCCCCUCGGCCCGUGGAUAAGCGUUAAUAUGGGAUGAACUGAACUAGGCUCCGCUGCAUGUCCCAGACAAUUGCGAACUUGACGUAUGCAUAUGGCGACAGACCAGUGAACGCAAGGUGUGGUACGAAUGGGUUGUCGAAGCCUUCUUCCGCAAUGGGGGCCAGAGGUGCUGCCUUGGAGCUACUGACCUUCACUCCAGUAAACAGAAUGGCUGUCUGAUGUAGAUUAGUACCCGUACAGUGCUUUGCCCUAUCUCGGCUCCGCAUGUAUUUCUCCAUUUCCAUGACAAAUAUAAACCAAUGCACCAAUAUCGCUCCUCUGCCCUCUCGGUGAAUGAAAUGACGUCCAUGCGCGUGUGUAUUUUGACUACAUGCUAUAGCCGCCCAGUCCCGCACUGUACUGUAUCAGCGUCCCCAUUCGCAAUCCCUCCCUUUGCUCGCUCAAGCUGACUAAACUGAGGUGCC
Tuber aestivum (summer truffle) is the source of this 3437-nucleotide messenger RNA. The record is from the annotation of a GenBank genome assembly. Lineage: Eukaryota; Fungi; Ascomycota; Pezizomycetes; Pezizales; Tuberaceae.